ACGGAUCCUUCCUGUGGUGUUCCCACGAAAAUUUGGAAAACCAGCCCUGAUCCUUCGUCAAUGCCUUCCCACAAAAACAGCAUUCCGUGCCACGUCUUUCAGACUGUUGACUUCCACGGGCCUUGCGAGCAGGAGGACAGGAGAAACUCAGCCCCAGAAUCAAUUUUGUUGGUACCUCCAUCCUGGACAAAGCAGCUGGUGCCUGCAAUACCUAUCUGCAGUUUGCCCGUCCAGUCGCUCCCGCCCCUCGAGUGGCCAAGCCAGUCUGGCUCCUACGAGCUGCGGAUCGAGGUGCAGCCGAAGCCCCACCACCGGGCACACUACGAGACGGAAGGAAGCCGAGGGGCUGUCAAGGCACCGACUGGAGGCCACCCUGUCGUCCAGCUUCACGGUUACAUGGAGAACAAACCCUUGGGUCUUCAGAUCUUCAUUGGGACAGCAGAUGAACGGAUACUUAAACCUCACGCUUUCUAUCAAGUCCAUCGCAUUACGGGAAAAACCGUCACCACCACCAGCUAUGAAAAAAUCAUUGGCAACACCAAAGUUUUAGAGAUCCCACUGGAACCCAAAAACAACAUGAAAGCAACCAUUGACUGUGCAGGGAUUUUGAAGCUGAGGAAUGCAGACAUUGAGCUGCGCAAGGGAGAGACAGACAUCGGCAGGGAGAACACCCGUGUCCGGCUCGUCUUCCGCGUGCACAUCCCUGAGUCCAGCGGCAGGAUCAUUUCUCUGCAAGCAGCAUCAAACCCCAUUGAAUGCUCCCAAAGGUCUGCUCAUGAACUUCCAAUGGUUGAAAGACAAGAUAUUGAUAGCUGCCUCGUUUAUGGAGGACAACAGAUGAUCCUGACUGGACAGAAUUUCACAGCAGAGUCCAAGGUGGUGUUCACAGAAAAAACAUCAGAUGGGCAGCAGAUUUGGGAAAUGGAGGCAACAGUGGACAAAGAUAAGAGCCAGCCUAGCAUGCUUUUUGUAGAAAUACCAGAGUACCGUAACAAGCACAUUCGUACAGCUGUGAAGGUGAAUUUCUACGUCAUCAAUGGGAAAAGAAAAAGAAGCCAACCCCAGCAUUUUACCUAUCACCCAGGUAAUUUACCAUCAAUCAAAACAGAGCCCAUUGAUGACUAUGAUCCAGCCUUAAUCUGCAAUACAGUACACAGUGGUCUGGGAACAGUAACACAGCCUUACUAUUCACAGCAUACAAUGGUCACCGAAUCCCCUUCCUGUCUUGUGGCCACUAUGGCUCCUUGCCAGCAGUUGCGCUCAGGCCUUUCUUCUCCUGAUUCUCGAUACCAUCAGCAGAAUCCAUCCGCUGUAAUAUACCAAAGAAGCAAGAGCCUUAGCCCAAGUCAACUGGGCUACCAGCAAUCCAAUUUGAUGGCUACACCGGUUGCUAUUUCAGAUGCCCAUAGGUCAGUGCUGGUGCACGCUGGAUCUCCAGGCCAAACUUCAGCGGUGCUCCACCACUCUCCAGGUAACCAGCAGUCUUCUCCAGUGAUUCAUUAUUCUCCAACCAACCAACAGCUGAGGUGUGGAAGUCACCAAGAAUUUCAGCACAUAAUGUGCUGUGAAAAUUUUACAUCCAGUGUUGCAAGAUCCAGCCAGCCCCAGGUCAGUCAACCACAAAGGUUAAGUCCAAGUUCAUAUCCUACUGUGAUUCAGCAGCAGACAGCCUCGGGCCAGCGAGCAGCAAAAAAUGGACCACCAGUUAGCAACCAGAAAGAAGUAUUACCAGCUGGAGUCACUAUUAAACAGGAACAGAAUCUGGACCAAGCAUAUCUGGAUGAUGGUAGGCAGCUAUUGGCAAUCUGGUUGAUUGGUUCUUUUAUUAAAAUGUGUUCCUUGCAAGAGGAAAUCGAUGCAAAGUUAAUAGUACAGCUGGAUGCGGCAGUCAUAAAGGCCAGUAGCAAAGCCAACAUUGACUUUAGUGGGAACAGA
This is a messenger RNA of Leptosomus discolor (cuckoo roller), 1935 nucleotides long. The record is from RefSeq and is a predicted model, not a curated record. NCBI's taxonomy places the organism in Eukaryota, Metazoa, Chordata, Aves, Leptosomiformes, Leptosomidae.